Messenger RNA from Trachymyrmex septentrionalis, 2053 nucleotides. RefSeq names its product separin (gene Sse). The record is from RefSeq and is a predicted model, not a curated record. Gene Ontology annotation, biological process: proteolysis; meiotic chromosome separation. Lineage: Eukaryota; Metazoa; Arthropoda; Insecta; Hymenoptera; Formicidae. Gene Ontology annotation, cellular component: mitotic spindle; nucleus; cytoplasm. The transcript is spliced from 9 exons. The coding region runs from base 174 to 2039 and encodes 621 amino acids. Gene Ontology annotation, molecular function: cysteine-type endopeptidase activity.
UACUUUGAAAUUGUAUUGUGUGUAUUACGAAAGUGGUUAGAAAAACAAUAAUCAAAUGAUUUGAAUGACAUAGAUCUUCAUUUUUUUUAUAAAGUUUGCACGUUUAAAAGACAAUAAAGAAUUUAUUAUUGUUAUAUUGUUGUUAUAAACAAAGCUAUAUAAGAAAGUGAACUAUGGCUCAUGUUACUGACGAAAUUAUGCGAAUCUUGCAUGAAUGUCACCCCAAAGAUGAUUUUAAGGAUAAGACAAAAAGUGAGACAAAAAAAUCAAGAAGGAAAAUCGAGAAUGAAAAAUUGGAGGGAAUCAGAAGUAGUGUAGAGAGAUUAUUCACAGAUGCACGAUGUAACUAUGUAGGAAGUGUUGAAUAUGCCAGUUUGAAUAAAAUGUUGGCCAUUUGUAAUCUAGAGAUUGGCAAUGAGAUCACAGCCAUUCAUCAUUUGGUCGAAGCUCAUGCAGUAAUACUUCGACAACACAUCUUGCAUAGAUAUCAAAAGACUCAAAUGCGCGAAUCUGUGAGGAAUGAAUCUCAAAUAUAUGGACUAAGACCAACACAUGUAAAGUUUGAGACAAAAUUUACAGAUAAUAGUAAAUCAUUAAAAGCAAAACUGUUAGACUUACCGAAAGAAUGGUACAUAAUUCAAGUUACUGUCCCGUAUGAAUCUCCAACUAUAUCAAGAUACGAAAAGCGUACAUCUAACGAAAUGCAUGCUAUACAUAUUACAAUACUUCCUACGAGUACAUCUGACAUAGAUCCAUUAUGUAUAACUGUGCCAAGACCUACGACGCAAGUCGUUUCUUACGAUGUCUGCAAAGAGAUUCGGCAACUACUGGAUGGCUAUAUAUCUGCCCUGAAAACUACUUACACGAAUAAUAAGCAGUACUGGACAAUGCGUGUAAAUCAAAACAACAAAAUGAAGUCGGCUAUAAGCGCAUUAGAGAGUGUAUGGUUGAGAGAAUGGAGAGUGUUAUUUAUGGCCGAUCUUAUUGAAGACUUGGAAAUGGUAGAUGAGAUUCAUCAAAUGAUCGACAAAUUAAUAUCGGAUUUCAAAUCUCCCAAUGAGAUAUCAAAAAGAUGUAGGUGGCUUUUGAGAAAAGUAGCCACAGGUGCAUGCUUUCUUACGCGUGAGGAAAUAGCGCGUGCAAUUAAAUUUCUACUUCCCAAGCAUGAAAAACUUGCAAACAAUAUUAUUUUAUCUAUUUAUGGAAAAUUGCCAUAUAUAAAGAAUCUAGAGAAUACAAAGCGAAAAACAUUGGUUUUAAUUAUUGAUGAGCACAUAGAUUAUAUAGCGUUUGAAGCCAUGGAAAUUGUUAAAAAUCAUCCUAUUACCCGGUUUCCAUCUUUGCAUGUAGCAUAUGCAUUAUUCAAAGAACACGAAGAUACUAUUUUGGACGGUUGUAAACUAAUUAAAGCAAAGGAAGAUAUGGGAAUUUGCGUAGUCAAUCCUUCCGGUGAUCUCGAUAAAAUGGAAAAACGUAUGAAGCUUUUUAUGGACUUUUGGUUACCAAAGUGGAAAAGUUGUUAUAACACGCGACCUAGCGAAGAAAUGUUCGAAGAUGCGUUAAUAAAUCAUGAUGUUUUAAUGUAUACUGGCCAUUCUAAUGGCAUAGAAUAUUUAUCUGGAGAAGAUAUCGAAAGAAUGAGAGUGAAAUCUACUGUUUUAUUGUUUGGAUGUAGCAGCGUAAAAUUAUUUAUGAUAGGUGGAAGAUAUCCACCUUAUGGCGUUUCAAAUCAAUAUUUAAUAGCAUGCAGUCCUUGCCUGUUGGGUAUGCUUUGGGAAGUAACAGAUGCGGAUAUUGAUAAAAUGACUACAAAUUUCAUGAGUAAUUGGAUUCCUUCGUCCUCAGAGAAAUCAUGGACUGAGGUAGACAAGGAUAAAUGGAUUUCUGGUACCCUAAAAUUUACAAAGAACGGAGCAAAGGAUAAACCAGAGAUGGAACCAGAAAUGUUAAGAGCAGUAGCAAAAGCUAAGAACAGUUGCUUGCAUUAUAUGACGGCAGCUGCGAUAAUAAUACGAGGUUUACCAGUAAAAAUAGUUUAAUUCCUUAUUGAGAU